Molecule: messenger RNA, 2142 nt
Organism: Anneissia japonica
Lineage: Eukaryota; Metazoa; Echinodermata; Crinoidea; Comatulida; Comatulidae
Product: formin-like protein 3
Exons: 4
Coding region: 210-2042 (610 amino acids)
Source: RefSeq, a predicted model, not a curated record
AAAACCAAUUUGCAAAAAACUAUCACAUAUUAUGUUGCCAUUACACGCAUUGUUGAAGAAUACGAGCAAUAGUUUGACUAAGUACUUACUUAAACUCCAAUAUUCUGUACAUUGAUUGUACCUUGCACAGUAUAAAGUACAUUACUCAACAUGGACUAAUAUUUAUUUUAUCUGUCAGAUGGGCAUGUAUAUCGGUAUAUGUUUCCAAUAUGCAGGACUUGGAAAAUUUGGUGACUUCAAGUAUUCCAGAAGGAAGAGAGAAACUUGUCAAAAACUCUUUAAAUCUUAACGAAAUAGCAACGAAAAGCGAGAAUGAUUUCAAACAGGCCCGCAGUAAAGACACUGAGAAAGCUGUUGUGGAGCAGACAAAAAACUGUGUGACGCACGCGUUGGCAAGCGUGGCGCAGCAAAUCAAUAAUCUGGUAUUUGACAUUAACAAGCUUAUUGAGGAAGAAUCUCGCGAGAUAACAGCUUUACAAUAUGAAGUGAAUCAACUUGAAAUGAAAGGGAGAGCUUUCGAUUCAAAACAAGAUAUGAAGAGACUGUCUCAAUUCAUCUCAUAUAAAUUCAAGGAAGGCAACAAGCGAAAGUCCAGACGAUGCAAACGUGUUCGGCACUCAAGGCACAAAUAUCACUCGACAGCCAUUGACUAUAGUGUGCUGGAUAAGGUUGGCCAUGGUAUGGUAUUUACACCUCCAAAGUCUAAUGUAUUCAACCCCUCAUCCAUAUAUGAACCACCAAGCCCUGGACCCCAUAACCAUACCAAGAAGUUUUCAAUCGCAGAUCCAAUCUGGAAGUCCCCGAUUGAAAUCGCUAACAAAUCUAAAAAAAAUGAACCAAUCUACGAUUUUAAAGUCACAAAUAGCACAUCGAGUAUCUCUAAUCUCGGAGUCGGAGAAAGCAUUUACAGUGAUAUGUCUGUCGUAGAGAGCUUUUCCACAUCCAGCUCGCCUUCAUCGUUACGUCUUAGACUCGAGUCCGAUUCUUCUGAUUUUGUCCAAACUCCAAAACGCAAAGUAUCAAAAUAUUUUAUGUUCAUGAAAUCAAAUGAAGGCGAAUAUGCUAAUUUCAAUGAAUAUAUAACCGGCACAAGUAUGGAAAACCAAAACGCAUCCUCUUCAGAAGGUUCAAUCAAAAAUUCCCAUGACCCUAUGGUAGAUGAUGAACCGAUAUACUCUGAACCACCAUUGGAAAGCGAUGUUACACUAGCAUUAAAAGAACUUGAUGAGGCUACUAACGGAAAUGAAUACAUCUUAGACAAAUUCUUGUCACGAAACAAUUCGAAAAUGAGCCAAAUAAACCAACCCCGAUCAAUUCCGCAUCGGCCUCCAAUUAAGCCGUACAUACACUCAGUUUCCAAAGCGUUAGACAAUGAAGAGCCUCCGCCUCCAACUACUGCACCGCCUCUUCCACCAACUACAGCACCGCCUCCGCCUCCGCCUCCGCCUCCAUCUACAUCACCGAAACCGCUUCCAUUUACAGCACCGCCUCCUCCGCCAUCUGAGCCCAGUAAAAGACCUCCUUCGUCGGUAAUUCAUCCUGUGACUCCCAAACCAGAAGGCUAUGACAGAACGACACCUGGUAAACAGUUGGGCAUUCUUUUACAUGAACAAGUUAGUAUAAUUAAAGAAAAUUUAAAGCCGAUUACUCCUGUAAAGUGCCCCCAGAAAUAUGUAUCUGCUGACGACGAUGCAGUUAACGACAUUGCUACACAGAUAUCAAAACGCAUGUCUUUGAAACUAGAAGAAUCAGGAAAAAAAUCCGAAUCAACUUUACCAAGCAAAAAAGAACUAUUCAUAGCACAGCCGGAACCUCGUGGACCUCCUCCUCCUGUUGCACCUAAAAAAAGGCCUCCACCUACAAAACCAAAAAAGCCGCGUCCUAUUUCCGAAAUUGGUUCAUCAUCGAUAAACUCGAGACAGGAAUGCCCUUUAAUUGAAAACGUAAAUACAUUACGUACCUGUGUAAACGAUACACCGAAGAUUCCAGUUCCACCGAAAACAAAACCCAAACCUAAAAAUCGGUUUUCAAUGACUGAAUAAGAUGCCUAUUUGUUACUAUACUAUUACUACCACCCACCACAAUCUCCAUUACCACCAACACCACCACCACCACCAUUAUCAAAACCACAAUGCACCACCA